Molecule: messenger RNA, 2193 nt
Organism: Helicoverpa armigera (cotton bollworm)
Lineage: Eukaryota; Metazoa; Arthropoda; Insecta; Lepidoptera; Noctuidae
Exons: 2
Coding region: 1-2193 (730 amino acids)
Source: RefSeq, a predicted model, not a curated record
AUGGGAAAAUCUGAAACAUCUACACAAAGAAAGAGAAGGCUAGAGAAAAAUAAAUUAAAACGGCAACAAAAACUUGCCAAUGAAAGUGAUGAAGAGAAACGCCAACGAUUGAGCAAAAGGCGUAAGCAGGACAAAAACAAAAUACUUACUCAACGGCAGUUAAAACUUGAUAAGGCCAAGGAACGCAUGCAACGGUUAAGAGCAUCAGAAACAAAGAAAGAACACGAUGCACGUAUUGCUAAAAAUCGGCAACAUACAUACGAGGUUCGAGCUACAGAAUCAGUUGAACAACGUGAGAUUCGAUUAAGAUCUUUACGAGAGUAUGACUCUCGAAUAAGAGCAAAUGAAACUCCUUAUCAGCGAGAGGAUCGCUUAAGCGCUUUACGUGAGCAUAGCGCUCAAGUUAGAGCAUGCGAAACUCCUGAUCAGCGAGAGGAUCGCUUAAGCGCUUUACGUGAGCAUAGCGCUCAAGUUAGAGCAUGCGAAACUCCUGAUCAGCGAGAGGAUCGCUUAAGCGCUUUACGUGAGCAUAGCGCUCAAGUUAGAGCAUGCGAAACUCCUGAUCAGCGAGAGGAUCGCUUAAGCGCUUUACGUGAGCAUAGCGCUCAAGUUAGAGCAUGCGAAACUCCUGAUCAGCGAGAGGAUCGCUUAAGCGCUUUACCGCCUGUUAGAGCAUGCGAAACUCCUGAUCAGCGAGAGGAUCGCUUAAGCGCUUUACGUGAGCAUAGCGCUGCUAGAGCAUGCGAAACUCCUGAUCAGCGAGAGGAUCGCUUAAGCGCUUUACGUGAGUAUAGCGCUCAAGUUAGAGCAUGCGAAACUCCUGAUCAGCGAGAGGAUCGCUUAAGCGCUUUACGUGAGCAUAGCGCUCAAGUUAGAGCAUGCGAAACUCCUUAUCAGCGAGAGGUUCGUUUGACGGCUUUACGAGAGCAUAGCUCUCAAGUACGAACAUCAGAAAAGGCACAAAUAGAAACUUUUAACAAAACUAUAAAUAUAUUCUGUGAUCGGGUGUGCGAGAUUUGUACUAAAAGGUGUUAUCCAAAUCAAGUCACAAAUUGUAAUGUAAAUGUAAGUGCCUCUUCGUACUUACCUGCAGAAUUGACAAAUAAAGGAACGAUAUUGCUGUGUCAUCGUUGUAAAAACCACCUAACAAGCAAAAAAAAAACAUGCGGCCCAGCUAAAGCUUACUGGAAUAAUUUAGACCCUGGUGAAGUGCCUGAUAUAAUUAAGCAACUAACUCAACCCGAACAGCGCUUAUUAUCAAGAAUUAUACCAUUUGUUAAAAUUGUUAAAUAUGAUGGUCUAUUUGGGCAAUAUGGGUUUAGGGGGCAGGCUGUAUUAUUUGCACAAGACAUAUUUGAAGUUACUGAAACACUGCCUAACAUUUUACCUAGAUCUACUGACGGGAUAGGCAUGGUUGUCAUUACAGAACAUUUAGAAAAUUUAAAUGUAUCACGAGAGUAUAAUAUAUCCCGUUCACGUGUAUACGAAGCUUUGAGGUGGCUCAUAAAUAAUAAUCCCCUAUAUCAUGACGUUAUAAUAGAUAACAGUGCACAAAUAUUACAAGAAGAUCUGUUACGAGUAACUCAACAUAAUUGUGAUGAAAAUGCUCAAAAUAAUCAAGAAUUGUUGGAGCCUGUGUCUGAUAUGGCAGAAACAACCAACGCUAAUAAUGCUUACACCAUGAUUACGGAUUCAAUGCGUAUUCUACGAGCUUCUUGGAAUCAAGAUAACAAGCAAGUUUUCAAUGCAAAUUAUACAGGCCGCCAAUGCUUUGCUAUGGUUUUGGCAAAUAUUACAAGAGCAGCCAUACUCAUGCCUCAUUUAUGGACCAACAAUAUACUUAAUACAAAUAUGCUCGAGGGUGACGCAUUAUACGCCAAAAUCAAACAGCUAUCAGUAGAUAACCCUCUCGUACCUUCUAUUGAUGCGACAGGCUAUUUAGAAAUACGCCACUUUAGAGUCAUAAAGGAGAGUUUUAUGAUGUUUGGGCGUUUUUUUAAAAUAGAAUUUGACGAGGAAACUGAUUUAGUCGGAUGUUUGCGAGAUUCAGUAAACAGAAGUCAAGAUUUUGGUUUAACCUUAAAAGAAGCUUUGGCAACAAUGUUUACGAGCCACAAAGCCGGAGUUCUAAUUGCCUCAAGUAAAUCGCUGGGAGUUAUGUACUACAACAACUACUCUACUACUACUCUUUAA